AAAACCACGUUGACCGAUUUAUGUUCCAACCUACAUCGCUCAAGAGAGGCUCUGUUCCAAUCGUAAGUGAAAAGGCGUGCCUGUCCAAAAUAUUCAACGUAUAGUUAAAAAAUGGGAGGGCGCACUUGAACUCGUUGAAGUCCUUUAUGAAGGUAGGCUGCAGCGUGUGUUUAUUGAUGAGAUGAAAGAAGAUGGAAGUGAGAAAUGAAAUAAAGUAAGGGAAAAUAUUAAACAAUUCGAAGCCUUGCCGGGGAAAAACCGGGGAAGCUGUGAAUCGCUGUCGCCAUUGGAAAAAAAGCUUAGGACAGCAGCGAUACGUCUGGAUUGGCUCACGAAGACACUGCCAGGACAUCAAAUGUGAUCUGUGAUGUCAUUGCAAGGUGGGGAGGUUUUGGAGGUGUCCACUUUAAAUUGAAAGGGCGGUAUUGAAGAGACCACUGUGGCAGAGCGACCUGUGAUAGAGGCAAGCAGAGAGGACGAAAGGUAUUGCACUGGUCUUCUCUCAGCCACCUCCACCAGGAACCUGUAGCAGUGUGUCCUGUGCCUCAUCACCAGCCUCACACACAUCUUCCCAACCAAGCGUCAUCUGACUGUGUGACAUCAGUUGCAAGGGGAUGACCGAGCGCAUUCAUAACAUCAAUCUCCACAACUUCAGCAAUUCUGUACUUGAGACCCUCAAUGAGCAGCGCAACCGCGGGCACUUCUGUGACGUGACUGUUCGGAUCCAUGGAAGCAUGCUGCGAGCCCACCGCUGCGUGCUGGCCGCUGGGAGCCCCUUCUUUCAGGACAAGCUGCUCCUGGGCUACAGUGACAUUGAGGUCCCCUCUGUGGUCUCGGUGCAGUCCAUCCAGAAGCUGAUAGACUUCAUGUACAGUGGGGUCCUGCGGGUUUCCCAAUCGGAAGCUCUCCAGAUCCUCACUGCUGCCAGCAUACUGCAGAUCAAAACGGUCAUCGAUGAGUGCACCCGCAUCGUGUCCCAGAAUGUGGGCCUGGCCGGGCCAGUGGGGUUCCCUGUCAACCCAGGAGACUCUGGGCAGGAGACGCCCCGGGGCACACCUGAGUCAGGCACCUCUGGGCCCAGCAGCGAUGCAGAGUCAGUGUACAUGCAGGCCACAUCUCAGCAGAACCUAGAGCGUGCGUACACAUCGCAUUACUCCUACUCCGGCCUUUCACUGCAGAAUGGAACCCGUGAGCGCUCCCACUACGUAACCAGUAUGACAACAAGCUACGACCCAGCCCUCGGCACGCAGAAGGACCAGCAUGACCAGGACCCGCCGUGGAUCACCCGCAUCCAUGAGAGGUCACAGCAGAUGGAACGCUUCCUCUCCACCCCUGAGACCACCCACUGCCGCAAGCAGCCCCGACCGGUACGCAUACAGACAGGAGGCGUUCACAUAAAGCAGGAGGCAGAGGACGAGUACAGCAGCUAUGGUAUGGAUGAGUGCACAGAAGACACAGAACACGUUGAGGGUGUGGAGAGUGAGCCGAAGGGUGAAAGCUUUGACUCAGGGGUAAGCUCCUCCAUCGGUACUGAGCCAGACUCCGUGGAUCAGCAGCAGUACCUGCUUGGCUUUGGGAGGGAAGGGGUUGGAGAGGGGCAACAGUGCGAGGGGACCCCAGUGCAGAUCGAUGUCAAUGACUCCUCCCCAGAGCAGAUGCAUGAGACGGAGGACAGGGGCACAUCCCACGGCACUAGCGACAGUAACAUGUUGCAGCCCCUGCCCAACCCAAUCAUGGCCCAGUCCCUGCCAAGUGCCCCACUCUAUAUGCGCCAGGCCGAAUCUCACACCAGCAACCUGAGGAUGCCGCUCACCAUGACCAGCAACACCCAGGUAAUGGGCACGGCCAGCAACUCCUACCUGCCCAACCUCUUUGCCACACAGUCGGCCAGCAACAACAAGCCCUUCCUCUUCAGCCUGCCACAGUCCAUGGGAGGCCAACAGACCCAGUUUGUGGCCGUUCCGCCCCCUUGUAUGCCCCCAUUCUCUCAGCAGUUGAUGGUACAGCAGCAGGCAGUGCGGGAACAGCAACAGGCGGCCCAGAUGGGACAGGGGGAGAAGAAGCCCUAUGAGUGCACUCUGUGCACUAAAACCUUUACUGCUAAACAGAACUAUGUCAAACACAUGUUUGUGCACACUGGUGAGAAACCACACCAGUGCAGCAUCUGCUGGCGCUCGUUCUCCCUGAAGGAUUACCUAAUCAAACACAUGGUCACACACACAGGGGUGCGUGCCUACCAGUGCAGCAUCUGCAACAAACGCUUCACCCAAAAGAGCUCCCUCAACGUCCACAUGCGGCUGCACCGUGGAGAGAAGUCCUACGAGUGCUACAUCUGCAAGAAGAAGUUCUCGCACAAGACCCUGCUGGAGAGACACAUGGCUCUGCACAGCACAGCGGGCGCCGUCACAGGUCUGUCGGGGGCAGCAGGCGCCGGUGGUCCCGUCUCCAUCCCCAUGGCCGUGCCCGAACCCGGCGCCGGAGUGGUGGCCCUCGCCAUGCCCGUCAGCGGAGGUGCCGGAAUAGGGGGUGGGGUCGGAACAGGAGUGGGUGUGGCUGCGGAGGCAAGCUGCCAAGAAGGGACCACCUACGUGUGCUCCGUCUGUCCUGCCAAGUUCGACCAAAUUGAGCACUUCAAUGACCACAUGCGAAUGCAUGUCUCCGAUGGAUAAGUACAAAUAGAUGCACUUCUUUUAAAAAAAGAAUGAAAAAGAAAAAUGGCACUAGAUUUUUUUAUUUUGGGGCAUGAAGAGUAAUGAGUAUAGACACUGGCACAUUAAGUUUCCCAGAAAGGAGUUUUUUUGUUGUUAUUCUAAAAGAAAAACAAGAUGGUGGCCUUAAGGCUUUGUAGUUUGAUAUUGAUCCACUGGAUGGAUCCUUACUACAGGCCUCUAAAUGUAUGCUUUCCUAAAAUUACUGAUUUAUGUGUUGAACACUACCGAAAGGCCUACGAAAGAAACACACACAUACACAAAUUCAAACUUACACACCUAUAUACAGUAUAGAUAUAUGUUUGUAUGAGUGUAUGUGUUCAUGUGUGUAUGUGUGUGCUUGUGUAUUUGUAUGUGUGCGUGACUGCUUGUGUGUGUGUGUGUGUGUGUGUGUGCGCGUGUGCAAACAUUGCCAUGAAAUUUCUAACAUGGUAAAUGUGAUCCCAUAUUGACCGUUUUGGGCACUAUAGGCGUCCAAGCUUACUGUGGUAUGAUUUUCAAAUAAACAACAAAAAAAAAAAUCUGGCUUGGGCUAAAGAUUCCCUCUUAAAAAAUAUUGUUGGUCACAAGUUUGCCUUCUUAUGUCGGAUAAGAAAAGGAGAGUAAUUCAUUUGACACUGGGUUUUUAUUUAUUAUUAUGGUAUCGAGGGAUUAAAAUGCAGCUGUUGUGGAGGUACAAGAUGAUUUGACUAAUUGUACUGAAAUGUAACUUCCUGUGAGUGGGUAUAGGAAUGGUUAUUUGGUUAAUGUUUUACUGUCCAUGCAGUUUGAUGGUUCAGGUUAAGUUGACGAAAUUAGGGUUGUUGAUAAGACAGUAUCUGAGCAACAAACAAACAAAAAGUAAUAUUGUUAGGAGUUUAUUUCGUUUGCAUACACUGCCACUAAUAUCUUAGAAGACUGUUCAGGCUACAACUUAUUAACAGAAGACAGAAGAAAGUUCUUCUUGACUUAAUCUGUUUCUAAAUUAUGGUUUAGUUCUAUGAAGAGGAUUUGACAUGUGCAGUUGUGGCAGGCUUGAGUAUGUCACCAGACUUAUCAUGAUUGCUGUUCCCACAACGUGUACCAGACUGUUAUCAGCUGUAGAUUACGACGCGAUUCGUCAUUAUUACUAUUAUCGUUCAAAUUAUUUAAACAAAUAUAUAUAUAUAUAUAUUAUUUGAUAAUGGAAUGAUUUACCAAGGAAGUUUAAGACAGCCGUCAAAUGGAUUACCGGUGAAUUGAGAAUGAUUCUGUGAACUUGCAUUGGACAUAAAUAUCAUCCUAUGACCUAAAACUCUUGUCUACCCUGUUCCUAAGGAUAUGACCCAGCUAUUUGAGCAGGUGGAGAAAAUGAAAUGCACUACUCCUGAAAUCUUAGCUCCACCUGGUGGCCCAAAUGACAUGCCAUGUCCGGACAUGACAUGCAGACAAGAGAGACACGAGGCAAAAUAAAGCAUGAUAACAUAUACCCGGGUCAAUAAUUAGCCUACUUCAUAAUAUACCACAAUUUGCAGAUGGACUUUCCAGACAAUAAGAUACAUUCCUGUUUUCACCGGAUACCUAGACACAAGUGUGUACAGAAUAGAUUUGGGAGUAGGGAGUGGGGAGACCGUUCGAGUGUCACGUCACUCAGAGGCUCUGCUCUGAUAUUUGUCUUGUUGUUCUUUGCAUUUUAUCCAAAAUAAGACAGACACGUCUGCCUGCAACUGCAAUCUGACGUUUUUGCUCAUUUCAUUUGAGUAGACACCUUUUUUUUUUUUAGUUACAACGAUGAGAUCGUAACUAACCACAAUUACAGUACAGUCUGAAAACAAUAUGUUGUAGAUAGAAACAAAGUGCUGCAUUGCAAAUUUUCUUCAAAUGCCUGUGCUUAAUAUUGAAUUGUUUUACUUAAGAAAUUAAAUUCUAUGAUUUUCGUUUUUUUUUUAUUUUCUAAAGGAAAAAAAAAAUAUUUCUUAAAAGCUUGAUAAGAGGACUGCAUUAUUUUCUUGCAUAUGUGUUGCACUGCUUAAACCGAUAAGUGCACUACUGUUACCAGAGAUAUUUUAGUUUUAGAGAAUAAUAAUCAUUUUUUAUCGAAUGUUUGGUUGUAGAAUUCACGUAUUAGAGUAGCUUUUGUUCUAUUUUUCGAUAAGGUAAUUCAACGUUUCUUGGCUUUUGUUAUUGCUUGCUACUAUAUGUAUUGACUUGUGCCGUGUUUGUGCAAGCAUUUAUUUUUUAUUCAAAUCCGAACCAUCGUGUGAGCUUCUCUCUGUUCUUACCCUUUUUAAAUGCAUUCUUUACAGGAGUUAAUCCCUUCUAACAGCAGUUAUCACACUGCAUACAUUAGAACAGAUGCUGAAUUUUCAUACAAAAAGCAUUCAUGCCAAAUGAUACAC
Molecule: messenger RNA, 5065 nt
Organism: Oncorhynchus keta (chum salmon)
Lineage: Eukaryota; Metazoa; Chordata; Actinopteri; Salmoniformes; Salmonidae
Product: zinc finger and BTB domain-containing protein 20-like
Exons: 5
Coding region: 615-2669 (684 amino acids)
Biological process (GO): negative regulation of transcription by RNA polymerase II; regulation of immune system process; regulation of cytokine production
Molecular function (GO): protein binding
Source: RefSeq, a predicted model, not a curated record